GGGGGGGGGGGGGGGGUGCACAAACAUACCAAAAACUAAACUAUCUUCCGAAAAACAAUAUUACCAUUAUUUUCGCUCUUAUCUUUAGCAAUUUCACAAACACAACACACUUUUUUCUUUUUCCCUGUAGAUAUUCAAAAAAUAAUAUACUGUAAAUGGACACUGACAAACAAUUCAACCCCGUCUCUUCUCAUCCAGGACUGGGCGCUACAAGGCACUGGCUCACCGUGCAAGCGCACGAGCUGGUAGAAAACCAGCAGGUUAUCCAGGUUGACUCCGAGGCUAGCAUCGAGGAGGCCUGCGACACGCUGAUCAAGCACAGCAUCCAAUCUGUGCCUCUCUACGACUCGCAAAGCCAGACAUACGUCGGGAUGUUUGAUCUCCACGAUCUCGCCUCAUACAUCCUGGCCAAACGCGCCGGCAGCAGCACCUCAACGCCCUCACCACCACCAUCAUCUAACGGACACCGCCGGCAGCCGUCAUCGCCACUGGUAAUGAGAUCGGAGACUAGCAGUCCGAUGUUCAGGGCUGUGGCACGCAAGAAUAGUGUAGGCGAGAGAGUCGGGAGAGUAUCCGAUAUGUCCCAUGUCAACCCGUUUUACUCAGUGUUGCCCGAAACUACAGUUGCGCAAAUCGCCGGUGUCUUCGCCAAGGGUACUCACCGGGUGGCGGUGAUGGAGAGCGAGCGCACGAUCCGCGGGAUUCUCUCGCAGACGCGUAUUGUCCGCUACUUCUUCGAGAACUGUGUGCCCCAACACGCACCCAAUCACACCGAUGCUGCGCCGAUGAUCAGCGAGAGCGAAGACCGGCUUCUGGAUCGGUCGCUGCGGUCCCUAGGGCUUGUCACCCGUGAUGUCAUUGUGGCCAAGCCCACGACGCCGGUGAUCCAGGCCCUUAGUCUAUUGGAGCAAAACCACGUGUCGUCCAUUGCCCUCGUUAGCGAUGCCGGCUGUAUCCUCGGCAAUCUGUCUAUUGCCGACGUCAAGUACCUUGCUAGGGAUAAGGCCCUGGUCAAUGCCACCUGCAUGGAGCUUGUCCAGGCUGUGCGGUUCAUCCAGGGCAUGCAUGACGGAAAGGACCGCGCCGCCGUCUUCUCCGUGCGUCCCGAGGCGACGCUCAGGUAUGCGCUGAGCAAGCUGGUGGCCACCGGUGCCCACCGUGUUUGGAUCACAGAGCCCGGGUCUGCCAAUCACUCGGCGGUGGACCUACCGCUGGCCAACAUGGAGGCUACGACCCCUGAAUCUGCUUUGGAUGCUUUCCCCGCGCGGCCCAGGGGUCGCAGGGCUUCGGUUAGUAGUGGAUCAUCGCAGACUGUGCCGAUUGCCCCGCCGCAUUACGCCGGCGCCUUUGACGAUACCGUCUGUGGGCUCGUUAGCCUGACCGAUAUUGUGCGCCUGUUGAUCGAAAACGCUCCGGCACCUGCUGCUGACCCCGAAUACAACUACGCAAGUAUGGACUAAGUUUCAAUUCAAUUCAAUUCAAUUCAAUUCAAUUCAAUUC
This is a messenger RNA of Kickxella alabastrina, 1500 nucleotides long. RefSeq lists its product as uncharacterized. Lineage: Eukaryota; Fungi; Kickxellomycota; Kickxellomycetes; Kickxellales; Kickxellaceae. Bases 156 to 1460 code for a protein of 434 amino acids. The record is from RefSeq and is a predicted model, not a curated record. The transcript has a single exon. Gene Ontology annotation, molecular function: protein serine/threonine phosphatase inhibitor activity.